Apus apus (common swift) is the source of this 1829-nucleotide messenger RNA. RefSeq names its product myelin protein zero-like protein 3. The transcript is spliced from 6 exons. Lineage: Eukaryota; Metazoa; Chordata; Aves; Apodiformes; Apodidae. Gene Ontology annotation, cellular component: membrane. The record is from RefSeq and is a predicted model, not a curated record. The coding region runs from base 1 to 708 and encodes 235 amino acids.
AUGCGGUGCCGAGAGGGGUUCCCGCCCGGGCCCGGCCCCCCGCUGCUGCCGCGGGGGGUCCUGCUGCUGCUCGGUGUUUGCAAUGCUUUUUCCCUGGAAAUUAAAGCCAGCCCUAAAGUGCAAGCUUUCAUUGGUGAGCAAGUGUCACUGAAAUGCACCUUCAAAUCCAGUUCUCCCAUCUCCGACAGGCUGACAGUGGACUGGACAUACCGGCCCCUCUCAGGUGGUCAGAUGGAGACAAUUUUUCACUAUCAGUCAGUUCCAUACUCAACAGCAGUGGGAAAAUUCAAAGACAGGAUAUCCUGGAUUGGAAAUGUGGCCCAGGGUGAUGCUUCUAUUGCUCUCCAGAGCCCAGUGAUGAGUGACAAUGGGACAUUCAUCUGCAGUGUGAAGAACCCCCCAGAUGUGUACCAUAACAUUCCCCAGACAACCCUGACAGUCAUGGAGAGGGGCUUUUCCUUCCAGCUUACCUCCACCACGCUGCUGUCCAUUUUAGUGUUCCUCCCUUCCAUCAUCGUGGCUGUGCUGCUGCUGGUGAGGAUGGGAAGGAAAUUUGGAGUGCUGAAGGAGAAGAAAAAAACUGGCUAUAAGAAAUCCUCCAUCGAAGUGUCUGAUGAGCCUGAAAAUCCAGAGACAAGCAGGUGCCUGGGGAAGCUCAGAGACUGGUGCCUGAACUGUGUGGACUCGGAUGAGGAAGACCCAUACUGAUGACAGACCAGAGCUGUGGAUAAAGAACAAAAUUACAGCACUGAAAAUUAUGGCUAGAUAGGGAUGAAGGCUGCUGGGAAACCAGUGCAGAUUGAAGGACCUGCUCUGAUCUUAGUAGCUUGGAAGAAUCAUGCCAACGGGAUAAAUUCACUUUUAUUUAAGCACAAAACAAUGAUUUUUGAAAUCUUCCUAAUUCAUUGGGAAAAUCUCUCUUUAACCUCACUUUCUGAGUGCCUAAAGAAACCUCAGUGCCCACAGGUGUCCUACCAGCAGUCUGACAGCACAUCUGUCUUAGUUUACUUGCCAAUUUGUUUCCUUGAUUAUUGGUGACAUCCCUCCUUUCCUGUGGCCUUGAAUUUAGAUUCCCUGAAGCACAGGCUGCUCCAGAGUGACCUCAGCUCUCUAAGGUGAUCAACUCUGGCCACAGACAACGUGGUCUUCUCAGUUCUUUUGGAAUGUAUUUGCUUAAACAGUUUGAUCACGUUGUUAUUGGCACCUUUUGUCUGGGAACGAAGAGAACAUACUGAUUUUUAACUGUUUCUUGGUUUAAUCUGCCACUUGAUUACAGGAUCACCUUUUUGUUCCUGCUGUUUUCUGACUGUAUUUUUAAGAACCAACUAUGCAGUAGCGUUACCUUACAUUGCUGAGCUUUAUCUCUUUUUAAUUAUUUGUCCAACAGCUGCAUUCCCAGGCUACAUCUUCUACUUGCAGUAGUGAAGCACAAUUCAUAUAAUACCAUUUUUUUUAAAUCAGAAAUGCUAAUGGGGACUCUGUGUCUGGGGAAACACAACCCCAUCUACCUCAACCAUUGACUCAAGCCAUGUCCAAAGGAAUGUCCCGUGUUCAGAAGAACAGUCAGAUUCCUCCUCACUUCUUCUAGGUACUGUUUUAGGGAAACAGCUAAGCAUGCAUCGUUUAUGCCUGGUAAGAACUUUCCCUUUCACCAGCCUCGUUCAAUAUGAAUGGCAGAGAGCAGUGGAAUUCCUCUCUGCUCCAUACCUAAACAGCUGCUGUUUCCACUUACUUUUUGUGUGCAGCAUUGGUCAAAUAGUCUCCUUUUACAUAUUUGUUGUAAGUUUACUGUUGACUUUGUGCCAUUACCAAUAAAUUGCUUUGUUUCA